Molecule: messenger RNA, 1669 nt
Organism: Dendroctonus ponderosae (mountain pine beetle)
Lineage: Eukaryota; Metazoa; Arthropoda; Insecta; Coleoptera; Curculionidae
Gene: fd102C
Product: forkhead box protein I2-B
Exons: 1
Coding region: 169-1044 (291 amino acids)
Biological process (GO): regulation of transcription by RNA polymerase II; anatomical structure morphogenesis; cell differentiation
Molecular function (GO): RNA polymerase II cis-regulatory region sequence-specific DNA binding; DNA-binding transcription factor activity, RNA polymerase II-specific
Source: RefSeq, a predicted model, not a curated record
UAGAUAUCCAGAUACCCAGAUGGGUCCUUUAGUAGAACAGUAACAGUAUAUAGAAAUCCCGUUUCUGAGAGAAUAAUUAAUGAUGCUAAUAUUUUGAGACGAAAUUGAACAGUGCCAGUGAUUAGUGUUUGAAAAAAGUUCGUGUGUGAGUUGAAGAAAAAAAACGAAAUGUGCAGCAACGAAAGUUCGCCAAACGCUACUUCGCCUCGAUUACCUUUGCCUUUUACGUUAGAUGCGAACGGACCGAGAGCUUUGCAUCCCAUAGACCAUUACCGGUUGCAUUUAUAUCAGUACGCUGUAGCAGAAAGACUCAGGUACCCUCUGUUGAACCCUUUUCCAUCGCCUCUAACUUGCUACCCUUUAUUUCCCCGGGCGCUUCAACCUGAAGAACCUAAACCUCAACAUAGCUACAUUGGCCUAAUUGCAAUGGCCAUUUUAGGCUCUCCGGAAGGAAAACUAGUUUUGUCGGAUAUCUAUCAGCAUAUACUGGAUAAUUAUCCGUAUUUUCGAACACGAGCUCCCGGCUGGAAAAACUCCAUUCGUCACAAUUUAUCAUUGAACGACUGCUUCAUUAAAGCAGGUCGAAGUGCGAAUGGAAAAGGUCAUUAUUGGGCCAUCCAUCCCGCUAACGUUGAAGAUUUCCGCAAAGGGGACUUUCGAAGACGCAAAGCACAGAGAAAAGUACGAAAACACAUGGGUUUGGCGGUUGAUGAGGACGGAGCAGACUCUCCUAGUCCUCCACCUCUAUCUGUAAGUCCACCAGUUCUUCCAGGACCUUCCACAUCAGUGUUUCCGUCGGCUUCGUCGAAGAGAAUUACCAGAAAGCGACAAUUCGAUGUCGCCUCACUUCUGGCUCCCGAUUCUGAAGAAGACACCACCGAAGAAGACAUCGAUGUAGUGACCAGUGAUCAGCAAGACUCUAAGGAUGCAAAAUCCUGGUUUCCCAUCGUGAACUAUUACCAAGCUUUAUUGCAAGCCAGGCCGUCGGCGUCUUCAACUGCACCAGAUCCGACGCUUAACGUGAGUCCAGACUCUUCAGUGUAAAAAAUAGAUAUAGUUAACAAAUCCAACUGUAUUCGAUACGUCUUUUACUACUUGUUCAUGAUUAUCUCUUUGAAGGGUAAUGUUUCAUGUUUAGUUAUGGGCUGUCUCUGGCGUUACAUCUAGUUAAUUAAGAACCAUCCAAUUCUCGACGGCUUUUACAUACUAUUAGUAGACCGAGACGACGAAUUGCAGUAAAUUCUCUUUGAAACAGUUAAAAACUGUUAACAAUACAGUCGCGUUUAUUCAAGCCCUUCUAUAAUUACAGCAGUGCAAUGGUUUAAGGAGAUUUAGCUGUAGAAAUUUCCAUUCCCGGCUCAUUUUUCGCUCCUUCCAAAGAUGUAUUUUUUAAUUCAAAUUGGUGAAAAUUGCAUUAAAUUUACUCUGACACUGCACUUCUUUAGGAGUCGUAUUUCUAGUUGAAUGUUGCUAUAAAAAUGCAUUUUCCUACCACCUUAGCUCAGCAGCACGUUAAUUUAACAGCUAUUAUGUAAAUUGGCAGCUGUUAUUUAGCGUUCUUUUUUGUGUAUAUGUAUAUUCAGGUGUUACUUCUGUAUAGAAAAUCAUUUAUCCUUACCUACCUUCCUACUUCCAAAUGGAUGAGCAAUCGUAAGUUGCUCUUCAGUAC